Heterocephalus glaber (naked mole-rat) is the source of this 2013-nucleotide messenger RNA. RefSeq names its product carbohydrate sulfotransferase 3 (gene Chst3). The record is from RefSeq and is a predicted model, not a curated record. Lineage: Eukaryota; Metazoa; Chordata; Mammalia; Rodentia; Bathyergidae. Gene Ontology annotation, molecular function: N-acetylglucosamine 6-O-sulfotransferase activity; chondroitin 6-sulfotransferase activity. Gene Ontology annotation, biological process: N-acetylglucosamine metabolic process; carbohydrate metabolic process. Gene Ontology annotation, cellular component: Golgi membrane.
CCUCCUCCCCCGAGCCGCCCGGGGAGCGCGCGCAGCCCGGCGCAGAGCCCGAGUCGCGAGCGGAUGCGGCCCGCGCUGGACGCCAGCGGGGCAUAUCGGAUCCGCCUGGGUCGGAGGAGGUUCGGCGGUCGGGGAUGAGGGUGACCCUACCCAAAGAAGACGGCCUGGGUCCCGAGUGCCGCUCCCGGGUUGAGUGCCUGCAGCUGCUGAGAAGCCCCACAGCCCACAGCCCCAUGGAGAAAGGACUCGCUGUGCCCCAGGACCACCGGGACUUUGUGCACAGCCUGAGGAUGAGGAGCAAAUAUGCCCUUUUCCUGGCUUUCGUGGUGGUAGUUUUUGUCUUCAUUGAAAAGGAGAAUAAAAUCAUAUCGAGGGUCUCAGACAAGCUGAAGCAGAUCCCCCAGUCCCUGGCAGAUGCCAACAGCACCGACCCAGCCCUGAUCCUGGCCGAGAACGCGUCCCUCGUGUCCCUGAGCGAGCUUGAUUCCGCCUUCUCGCAGCUGCAGAGCCGCCUGCACAACCUCAGCCUGCAGCUGGGGGUGGAGCCCCAGGGAGAGGCGCAGGCGCAGGCGCAAGAGGCGCUGGAGGAGCCAUUCCUGCGGUUCUCGGCCCAGCCCCGGCAGCGACGCCACGUGCUGCUCAUGGCCACCACCCGCACGGGCUCCUCGUUCGUGGGCGAGUUCUUCAACCAGCAGGGCAACAUCUUCUACCUCUUUGAGCCGCUGUGGCACAUCGAGCGCACGGUGUCCUUCGAGCCGGGUGGAGCCAGCGCGGCAGCCUCCGCCCUGGUAUACCGGGACGUGCUGCAGCAGCUGUUCCUGUGCGACCUGUACGUGCUGGAGCCUUUCAUCAGCCCGCCGCCCGAGGCCCACCUAACCCAGUUCAUGUUCCGCCGGGGCUCCAGCCGCUCGCUGUGUGAGGACCCGGUGUGCACGCCCUUUGUCAAGAAAGUCUCCGAGAAGUACCGCUGCAAGGACCGCCGCUGCGGGCCCCUCAACGUGACACUGGCCGCCGAGGCCUGUCGCCGCAAGGACCACAUGGCCCUCAAGGCCGUGCGCAUCCGGCAGCUGGAAUUCCUGCAGCCCCUGGCCGAGGACCCCCGGCUGGACCUGCGCGUUAUCCAGCUGGUGCGCGACCCCCGAGCCGUGCUGGCCUCGCGCAUGGUGGCCUUCGCUGGCAAGUACGAGACCUGGAAGAAGUGGCUGGCGGAGGGGCAGGACCGACUGCGGGAGGAGGAGGUGCAGCGGCUGCGGGGCAACUGCGAGAGCAUCCGUCUGUCUGCCGAGCUGGGCUUGCGCCAGCCGGCCUGGCUGCGCGGCCGCUACAUGCUGGUGCGCUACGAGGACGUGGCGCUCAGGCCGCUGCAGAAGGCACGCGAGAUGUACCGCUUCGCAGGCAUCCCCCUGACCCCGCAGGUUGAGGACUGGAUCCAGAAGAACACCCAGGCAGCCCGCGACGGCAGCGACGUCUACUCCACGCAGAAGAACUCGUCGGAGCAGUUCGAGAAGUGGCGCUUCAGCAUCCCCUUCAAGCUGGCGCAGGUGGUUCAGGCUGCCUGCGCGCCUACCAUGCGCCUCUUCGGCUACAAGCUCGCCAGGGACGCCGCCUCCCUCACCAACCGCUCCCUCAGCCUGCUGGAGGAGCAGGGCACCUUCUGGGUCACGUAGGGUGCCUGGGCCCCCGCGUGCCCCUCCUUGUAAAAGGCCUGCCCUGCCUUCCUUGCACCCAGGCCAGUAGGAGACACAGCCUUGACAGAGGACAGUGGGUGGUAGCAGCCGCCCCCAAAGCGGGCAGCCAGCCCCUCCUGUAGCCUUCAGCUCCCAGCCACCAACUUCCCCGGGCAGCGUGUGCCCUGGGGUUUCUUGCCAAACAGGGGCCCUGUCCCCUUGAGGGCCACCCAGAUCUAAGGGCCUCUGGUCUCCCCAGCAGGACCAGGCAGGCUCUGUCCCAUUAACAAGCUGCAUCCUGAUCCUGCGCUCUCUCUCUCUCUCUCUCUCUCUCUCUCUCUCUCUC